This is a messenger RNA of Neolamprologus brichardi, 903 nucleotides long. NCBI's taxonomy places the organism in Eukaryota, Metazoa, Chordata, Actinopteri, Cichliformes, Cichlidae. The record is from RefSeq and is a predicted model, not a curated record.
GAGGGCUCAUCUGUCCAUCGAGCUCCAUCCAUGGUCACAUUUCUCCUGCCUCUGACUCUGUGAGAUCUCAACAGCAGGAUGCCUGAACAUGUCCAAGAGCGGAAACCCAAGAUCUCAGCCUCAAGGAAGCUGAUGCUACAGAGUCUGAUGGUGGCAAAGGCCAAGGAGGAAUUGGAGCAGGAGAUUUUAGACAAAGAGGAGGAGAAACAUCGGUACCUGGCUGAGAGAGCUCCUCCUUUAAACAUGAGUGGCCUGAGCCUUGGCCAGCUUCAGGAUCUCUGCAGGGAGCUACAUGCUAAGAUAGAUGUAGUUGACGAGGAGCGAUAUGACAUUGAAGCUAAGGUCAUGCUCAACACACGCGAGAUUAAAGACCUGAAUAUCAAGGUGCUGGACCUCAGGGGGAAAUUCAAGAGGCCUAAUCUUCGACGUGUCCGCGUGUCAGCUGACGCCAUCCUUCGCUCGCUGCUGGGAUCCAAGCACAAAGUCUCCAUGGACCUGCGAGCCAAUCUCAAGUCUGUCAAGAAAGAGGACACUGAAAAGAAGAGGCCAGUGGAGGACAGUGACUGGAGGAAGAAUGUGGAAGCCAUGUCAGGGAUGGAGGGAAGGAAGAAGAUGUUUGAUGCUGCUAAAGGUUCUGCGCAGUGAAGCCAGGAGGCGGGCUGGGGUCACAUCAGUGACAUCACUCCCCUACAUCUGAAUCUGUCCUGGUCUUCCUGGGUCUAUCGUGUUGUUGUUGCACGCUGAUGUCCCUGCGUAUGCUCCUGCCAUGGAGGUGACAGUAUGCCCCCACACCCCUGAAAGGCUUUCAACUACUCUGUCAGCUUGUUUUUGAUAAGGUGUUAAAAUGAUUGUUAUGUAAGAUUAUUUGUACUUUUCACACCAUGUUGCAGCAAACAGACAAUC